CUUUCCCCAACUCACACUCUCUCUCAGUUUCAAAUCCAGAUCUGCUCCGACAAUGCAGCUCCGUCCGGCAGCCAACGCCGGCGCGUUUGCCCUCUCACUCGUUUUUUUGUUCUCCUUCGCCCACGCGCACAACAUCACGCGCCUCCUCGCCAAGCACCCGGAGUUUUCUACUUUCAAUCACUAUUUGAGCCUGACACACCUGGCCGCCGACAUCAACGACCGCACCACCAUAACCGUCUGCGCCGUCGACAACUCAGCCAUGUCAGCCCUCCUCGCCAAGCACCUCUCCAUCUCUUCCGUCAAGAACAUUCUCUCACUUCACGUCUUGCUCGACUACUUCGGCGCCAAGAAGCUCCACCAGAUCACCAACGGCACCGCCCUCGCCGCCACCAUGUUCCAGGCCACCGGCUCCGCCCCGGGAUCCGCCGGCUUCGUCAACAUCACCGACCUCAAGGGAGGUAAGGUCGGCUUCACUCCCGAGGACAACGACGGCUCCUUCGCCGCGCAUUUUGUUAAGUCCGUCGAGGAGCUCCCUUACAACAUCUCCGUCAUCCACAUCUCCGCCGUCCUCCCCUCCGCCGCCGCCGAGGCCCCCACUCCCGGCCCCGCCGAGGUUAACCUCACCGGAAUCAUGUCCGCACACGGCUGCAAGGUCUUCGCCGAGACGCUCCUGGCCAACCUUGAUGCGGCCAGUACCUUCAACGACGCCGUCGACGGCGGACUCACCGUGUUCUGCCCCGGCGACGACGCGAUGAAGGCGUUCCUCCCCAAGUACAAGAACCUAACGGCGACCGGAAAAGCCGCAUUGCUCGAGUACCACGGAGUUCCUGUGUACCAGUCCAUGUCGAUGUUGAAGUCCAACAAUGGUCUGAUGAACACUUUGGCCACCAACGGAGCAGAGAAGUACGACUUCACCGUCCAAAACGACGGCCAGGCCGUCACUCUGAAGAACAAGCUAGUCACGGUCAAGAUCACCGGCACGCUCAUCGAUGAGCAGCCCCUUGCUAUCUACACUAUCAACAAGGUCUUGACGCCCAAGGAGCUCUACAAGAAGGGUGAUGCUCCAACUCCGGCGCCGGCUCCGGCCCCAGAGAAAGCCGCCGACGCGCCCAAGAGCUCCGAUGACGACGCCGAAUCUCCAGACGCCGAUUCUCCGGCUGACUCGCCGGACGACGACCCGGCUGAUCAGACCGCCGAUGACAAUGGAGCCUUUGCGUUGGGAAGAGUGGGGUUUGGAAGUUUGAUCCUCAGUGUGUGCCUUUGGUUUUCACUGUUGUAAGUUUCUUUUUUUUACUUACUAGGAAAUAAGUGAAGCAGUUUGAGGUAAAGUUCUUCAUUUCUUUCAAUUGUUUGGUGUGUUUGGGAACUGGGGUGUGUGAUUUUUGGGUGUUGUCUACUCUGUUGGGGGAAAAUUGUAAGGUUUUGAUUUUGGUUUUGUUGGUGUAAGUUUGGCUAGAACUUGUUGGUAGAUUAUGUUAUCUCC
Argentina anserina (silverweed cinquefoil) is the source of this 1483-nucleotide messenger RNA. Its product is annotated as fasciclin-like arabinogalactan protein 1. The coding region runs from base 53 to 1279 and encodes 408 amino acids. The transcript has a single exon. NCBI's taxonomy places the organism in Eukaryota, Viridiplantae, Streptophyta, Magnoliopsida, Rosales, Rosaceae. Gene Ontology annotation, cellular component: plasma membrane. Gene Ontology annotation, biological process: shoot system development; root development. The record is from RefSeq and is a predicted model, not a curated record.